Messenger RNA from Drosophila ficusphila, 2220 nucleotides. Its product is annotated as sperm-associated antigen 7. Lineage: Eukaryota; Metazoa; Arthropoda; Insecta; Diptera; Drosophilidae. Gene Ontology annotation, molecular function: nucleic acid binding. The record is from RefSeq and is a predicted model, not a curated record. The coding region runs from base 209 to 976 and encodes 255 amino acids. The transcript has 9 exons.
GGUAUUUUUCGCAGAGCCUAUUUGGUGCACAAGCACCGGUUGCCAAUAUAAUUAUAAUUACUUUUACCCGAAUAAAACAAGCAAAUCGAAGGCUUUCGAACACCCCAAGUGGCUAAUAAUAAACGCCAGAGAGUGGCGCACAUCCGCCAAUUGAUCAAGAACCAGCGAGGGAUACACGGCGGAAAAGCGAGGAAAACACGGCGGGACAAUGGACCUGCUUGAUUCGAUACUCAAUGCCAUGGAUGCACCGCCUGCCAACAACGAGCAGCAAAAGACGCUGAUCAAGAAACAGCGCGAAAUGAUGGAGCGCAUGCAAAACAAACAAAAGGAGGAGCUUCUCCGUUUUCGAAAAUAUGUGGACGAACGGAUGGCGCGUUUUGCCAAGGACGACAGACAGUGCAUCGAAUUCCAGCCGCUGGACAAGGUGCAUCGCUCUGUUAUCCACGAGAUAGCUGAAAAUGGCGGUUUUAUUGCCAUGAGCUUUGGCCGCGAGGAUGUGGACCGACAUUCAGUUGUGUAUAAAAAGGAGCACGCUCCUGGCGAAGAUGAGGUCACGGCCAGGCGAAAUGGUGACGGCUGGAAUGCGGAAAUAGCAAAGGAGUAUGCGGAACGAAGACGAGAGCGGCUAGCGCAAGAACAAAGCGACAAGGAAGCCUCCACUUCCGAAGCGGCAAACUGCGCAUCUUCAUCCGCGGCUGGGGAUCAGGACACCGGCGAAAUUAAACCCACGACCAACUACAAGGCCAAAUAUGCCCACCUCAUUGGAGAGUCGGCCGCACUGCAGGCGGCCCGCAAAACGGAGACCAACCAAAGCUACGGGUUUGUUCCCAGCAAAAACAAGAAGGACAUGCGCUCCAUCGAACAAACGUUGGCCGACAUCCAAGCCAAAAAACGCCUACGACUGGCGCAGCAACAGGAACUUGAGCAGGAACAGGAGCACCAACAGGAGGCAACCACAUCCUCAGGGGACCCAUGAGUCGGCUGGGACACAAUUAGUAUACAGAUAGCUCACUUAAUGCAAGACUGUCGUAACCCAAAAUAUUUGAUUAUACUCUAUAAGGGCUCCAUAAACCCUUGCGCAUAAAUUCAGAAGCAAGCAUCGUUUUCUCGUUUAUUAACUGGAGAAUUCCACACCGCCACACAUGUUACAGAUUAUACAUUUUCGAUUACAGUAAUUGUAUUUAGAAGGAGGAAAAAGAUUCAAAACCUUCUCUUGUUUAUACCAAUCGAAUUCUUGUCCCCGGAAUCGCCUUAUUUUUUGAGUUUAUGACAGCCUUGUAUUGAGUGAGAUUAGUUUUGUUGAUUCAGAUUAGUCACAUGCAAGGUCACCGACUGCCAUGUAAAUCAUAAGUAAUAAGCAAUUUAAUUUGUUGGCCAAUUAGGAUGCGAGAGUUAGAAGUGUUUAGAACAAGUUAUGUAUCCGCAAAAGCGUCCGAAUCGCAAUAUCUAUUUAUAUAAUAAAAAUAUAGAAAAAAAACUGACGAAUUCAAAUUAAUCUUGAAAAUGCGGCGCCAUCACAAGUGGCACUAAAAAAUACAUAACAUUCCACGUUCAGUAUUUUAUUCCUAAUCACUUCACAACACGGUGAGACAGUCACAAGCUGAGGAAGGCCGAAAAACGCUCCACGUGUUUUAGAGCUAGCAGAACAAAAUUAAAAUAAAAAAUGAUUUCCAAGAGAAAACUUCGUACAAUUCUAUCAAAUUACAAAGACCAAGCCUUAUAUGGUAGCUGAUAAUUAAAACCAAGCUGAGAGAUGUUCCCUUUUGGAAAUACAACACUUUCGCUGAGCAGCGUGGGAACUUUGACCUAAGGAGUCCCAAUUUGAGACUUCUGUGGACCAUGUGGCAUAUUUAAACGAUACAAUGUGUGCCUUACCUUACACAGCAACCUCAAAGUUGGUAAUUUCUCAUAACAGCCGUAACCUAUGAUGGAAAGGACUCUUUCAUAUAUAUACAAUGUGUGCCUUACCUUACACAGCAACCUCAAAGUUGGUAAUUUCUCAUAACAGCCGUAACCUAUGAUGGAAAGGACUCUUUCAUAUAUAUACAAUGUGUGCCUUACCUUACACAGCAACCUCAAAGUUGGUAAUUUCUCAUAACAGCCGUAACCUAUGAUGGAAAGGACUCUUUCAUAUAUGGCCCAGCUGAACUAUAAGAAAUUUGGAGGCGUCUUCACAAAUGUAAUACAAUUUGAAAAAAAUAAACAAUUAAUAUAAGAAAU